CUUUGAAUUUGGGAGUGAUGGUCGCGAGUGCAGCCACGAAGGUUGACGCUGCUGCGGGGGAUGUAGCGCACGGAUCAACGGGUUCUUGGCAUGGGAAGGAUCACCUGCGUCUUUUGCCACCGUCAGCCAAUUGGUAUUGUUCCAAGGUACGUUGUCUUCGGUGUAUUUGCGUUAAAAGAAGGAUACAUUUAGUUUUUUAGUGUCAAUCUGAGUGUUUUGUUGUUGCCUGUAGAUUUGUGACUGGGGACGGAGCGACGUCCUUGGACUGCUGUUCGCCUUUGGGGCCAAGAACAGCGUAUUUAUCUACCAGGCGAUGAACGAUGGAGAUGCAGGAGUGAAGGUCGCAUUCGUUGCACAAUUGGUGCGCAGCAAACGUGAUCGCCGUGUGACUGCGGUACAAUUUUUCACGGACACGACAGGUGAACUGCGGCUCGUAUGCGGCGGAGAGGAAGGCAGCGUGCAGAUCUGGUGAGAUUCUGCAUUGGCGAUGAGGAGAGUGAGUGUUGGUAAUGAGUUUUCAAGUGAUUUAUUACAGGGAUGUCGCGUCGUUGACGAUGAUUGAGCAGCACAAGAAGCACAAGGCGGAGGUGAUGGCUGUGACGGUGUCUGCUGCGUUGGAUGCGAAUUUUGUCGUAGCAGGCGAUCGACAAGGAAGCAUCAGCACAUGGGAACGCGACGCAGGAAAAGUGUCCGUCUUUGUGCCGAUCUCAGGUGACGGGAUCCAUUCGAUGGCAAUUUCUCCGCACGACAAAGCGUUGGUGGCCGUAGGAUACCGCAGUGGGGUCUUGUGCCUUGUGGAUGCAGCUCGAGGAACUGUGCGGCACCGCCUAGAUGGUCAUGACCAGGAAGUUCAAUGCGUCGCGUGGAAGGCAAUAGUCAACACUAUCGAUGGUCAAGAUGGGAGAGAUGGAACGUCACAUCGAGAAGUGUGGUUGGCCUCAUCUUCUCGAGAUAAAACGAUUAAGGUGUGGAAGAUCACUUCGAGUGAAGCACCAGCUUUGGACCAAUUGCUGCGACUUCCAACGGGAAAACAAGGAAUGUCGUUUACUCAAACGAAGCAACUGUGGUUACCUGUGGCAUGGAGCCUCAAAGACAAGGUCUCUAGAAAGCACUGCCUUUGGUCAGGGUCGUUUGAUGGCAGUUUGUUUCGGUGGGAGUGGGAUGCUGUCAAGACGGAGGCUCCGAGAGACAAGAAUCGUCGUGUUUCGUGCAAACCUGCGGUCGUAAAAGGCGGCCAUAAUCGUAUGCUCUUCAGCAUAACAAUGGUGUCUCCAACGUUAGCGACCGAGGGCGAUGUGGUGUCCAUGCUUACGGUAUCGUUGGACAGAGAACUACGACUUUGGAAGGAUAAUGGCUCUUCGAAAAAUUUAGCAGCCGCAACGUGCCUGGAGACGCUGGUUGGGUUUGGUGGCCAUGCUUACAGUGUUUCGUACAAUACUGAGACUGGCCUUGUAGCUGCUGGAGUAGGGGAUCAGACAAUUCGGCUAUGGAAUUUGGCUAUUGAGGCGACAUCUGCAAGUGACUACCAAUGUGAUCUGCUGUGGAAGGGCCUGCAGAGUAAGGUUACCUGCGUCCGAUGGCACCCAUUCCAGCACUCUGUAUUGGCGUACGGUAUGGAAGAUGGCCGCAUUGGAGUUUACAACAUACAAACGAAAAAGUAUACCCAUUUUCGUACUAGCCACAGCAGUGAGGUCCAGCAACUCCAAUGGAUAGUUGUUAAAGCGAGGAAGUCGGACGGGUUAGAUGAUGAGGAUAACUCUUUUCUCGAGAGUAUAAAACAACUAGAGGCUGCACAGGCAGACGGCCAGAGUCUGGAGGAAGCGUUAAUUGCUCAGGGAGGCCAGAGAGAUAGGAAGGACACUGGGGAUGAAGUGAAGGUGGUGCUGUGGAGCAGCGAUGCAACUGGCCAUCUUAUCGAAUCAAAUUCUGAUGCAGUCGACCAGAAAUCUCGCGAAAUUAUCGACAAUUGUGUCGCAUUUGAGUGGGACGAGCAAUGUGACGUGGUCGCCAUCGGCCGCUCUAACGGUGCGGUGGAAGUGAUGGAAAUAUGUGGAAGCACAGGAGAUAACUCAGUCGUACACCGCUUUCACGAACACUUGGAGUCAGUAACCUGUGUAGGGUGGAGUAAUGGUACAAAUGCUAACUUGCUGGCGUCCGGAGGUCAAGAAGGGAAGCUUUUCGUUUACAACUGUGGGAAAAUGAGCUCAAACGUAUCACUUUGGAGUAGCGGAUCGGGCGUCGCACAAGAAAACCGUCUUGUUGGCAGCUUUGAUGGUCACUCCAACAAGAUUACAGCCUUGAGGUGGUGCCCUGAUCUAGCCCAAAAUCGUCUCGCUUCUACCUCUGCUGACGGAUCUGUCCAGGUUUGGAAUACAACGUCGUUGCAGAGGGAAGCGCACUUCAAUCAUCAUAUUGGUCGGGUCUUAUCGCUUGACUGGGUGUCGCCUUACACACUCGUUACAGGAGGUGAGGACCAAACGUUGCGUCUCUGGGAUUACAGAGAACAGAAGAAAGACGCAUCGCCCAAACACAAGAAAUACGGGAAGGUGAAGCAACCUCAGCAAGUUGAUACCGUUGCGACGUUGCCUCCUAUCGAGCCUGUGGCAGUGCAAAACGGACAAGAGGCUAACAUAGCUGUCUUGCAUGAAGCAUAUGAAUCCAAAGUGACUAACAGCAAACAGAAGAACAAGAACAUGAUGGUUUUCCAUACCGAGAAGAAGCUCAACCCAGUCGAAAUUGCUUCGGUGUGUUACAAGGUAGCUGGAGUGGGGCAUGAAGCGGAAAAGAACCCGGUUGACUGCCUUCUAGCCCAUAUUGAUCGAACGUCACUUAGGGAUUUCUUCACUUCUGAAUCCAAACGCUUCCGUGAUGAACGAGAAUGGGAAAGUCUUGCCAACACAUUAUUGAUUCAAGGUAAUAUCAUUGAAGCGCUACGGGUCGUUGCCAAGGAAGGGGCCUUGACACCAACGUGGCUUUCGCACGCUCCGAUGGGGGGCAUGGAUGUAUGGCGAGAGAUGACAAACUUGUACGCGCACCAGCUCGACGCCCAAGGCGACAAGAAGGAAGCAGCUUUUCAUUUUGUCAGUAUUGGAAAGAUUCGAGCUGCCGUUGCUUGUCUAGUGAGUGGUGAGGCUUACAAAGAAGCCCUUGCGCUCAUUCGAUCGAGAUUGGGGCCUAAUGAUCCACUGCUUCACGAUACAUUGUGGAAAUACAGUGACUUCCUUACCAAGCGCGGUCGCCAUGGAGAGGCUGCCCUAGUACUUCUCAACAUUGAUUCAGUUAAGGCGAAGACCCGAGCAAUUCACUUGCUUGUGAACACUGGUGACAUUUCGUAUAUCAAAGCUGCACUGGACGUGCUGUUGGCUUCGGUUCAAAGCCAAGCUGAGGCUGCGGAAACGGAUCAAAAGACUGAUAGCGAAGAACUCGCGUUCCCCGCGAGCUUUUUCCUCUCAAUCGCAGGAAAUGCUAUCGCGAAGUCUCAUUUCGCUGUUGCCGAAACCGCGGGACAACUGCUUCGAUCUCGACUGGCUGGAACCUCAUCAGCAUCUCAUCGCUUGACGUGGUGCCUUCUCUGUAUUCUAAAGAAUCUGGAUGAACAUCAGUUGAGGCAAUGCAAGCCUGACGCUGUCAAGGAUGAAGGCGUGACUAACCAAGUCGACAACUUGCUGUCAGACGCACCCGCAAGCGCUCGCGAGUUUUUCCAGUUCUUGACCAGAAUACGUGAAGGCGAUGAGAAUAUUUUUCGCUUGUACUCCAGGGUGGUUUGCAGUAAUGUCCUUGGCAACAUUCAAGAAGAGAACCUGAAGCGGUGGAUGGUGACUCGUACCAACAAGUUCUGGUUUAAAGUACUGAGUGCAUGUCGGAGAUGUGGCUACUGGUUCGAUGGCGACGGGGAAGCUCGUAUUCAAGAAGCGCAAGAUUUGUUAGUCGAAGCAAACUGCUUUAGCGACAUCAACACAGCGUCUUCUCAGCAAGGGACUGAUAAUACCAUUGCGUUGUCGCUGGUGAUGGCUCAGAAGAUACUGCGCUUUGUGAUCGACGCGAUGAGUACAAGUUUUAUUGGUGCUCUUGAGCAUAUGCGCGAGGUUUUCCAGCUUCUGACAGAAGACGAGAUGUCAAAGGAGACUGACGAAACCAACACAGAAGGAACUACUUCUCAUCAAAGCGUUAGUGACCUUCAAGUGAAUGUGAUGACACUGCUGUAUCCGUGCGGCUUUGCAUCACCGAAUGAGUUGCCACAGUGUGGCGAGCUUGCAGAAGAGCAUCUCGAUACACUAGUACUGUGGAGUUCUAUGCUGCUUUCACAGUGCAGAAUCACUCUAGCUGCGUCAGUAUCCACAACUAAGAGCUGCACCGAUGACAGUGAGCAGAAGCUAGAGUCGAUGAUCCGAUCAUUGCUGCACCUGCUUAAGAUCGAGCUCCUAGAUGACGAAGCUGCAAUACCCUCGAACCGAGGCUUAAUGGAUCCUAGCAAUCAAGCGCAAAUCGAGAAGCUGAUGAGUGAAGUUCUGGCGGCGAUCCGUCAGCUGCCAGACGAACCUGCUAUUCUAGAAAAACGCACAGACGAUAGUGAUGGUGACGAAGGUUUGUCAAGCAAGCAAGCUCUUAUAAUUGACGCGAACGACAUGCGAUCGCGUCUUACAUGGAGUGAGGACAAAGUGAACCAGUAAGUUUAAGAAAGCUUGGCACUCGCACCAUGUCCACCACUGAGGGCUGCUUCUAGCUCUUCAAAUGCCUGCUUCUGCAAGUGCUGCGUGUUGCGUAGUCGCUGGAUGAGUUCAAGUUCCUGACGUUCCAUCUCCUGAACCUCCGCCUCGUGCCGCUGCGCUUGCUCUUCCUCAGCACGAAGCUUCUCCAAGGUUCGUUCCCGGUUGUGUUUGUCAAUAUCUUGCUUGUGCAUGAUCUUCUUGACGCGCAGCGCUUCCUUCUGACUGGUGAUCUCUUCUUUGCGGCGGAUGACGUCCAUCAUUUCGUCUCGCUUCUGUUGCUCCAUGAUCUCCUUCCAACGCUGUUUGUCUUCUUUAAGCUGAAGCGCUUCUCGUCUGUUGGCCUCGGUAAGUUGCAUGCUGAUCUCUUUCUUCUUUGGAAUGCUGUCUAUGCUUAGCACGAGCUCACGUUUGGCCUGGAUAGAAGCUUGCGUCUCGCGCUCAAUCUCCAAGGCAAGUUCUUUCAGCAUGGCUUGCGCUUGGGCGUUGUCUUCUCGGACUUUGAGAAGCUCAGCAGCACGACGUCGGGUCUGCUCGAUCUUUUUCCAGGCCUUUUCUUCCUCAGCCUUGAGCAGAGCGAUGCGGUUUUUCAACAUCAAGGCAUCCUUCGACGCUUCUUGUCGUCUCUAAAGACACCAACAAAUGAGGGAUCAGUACCAUUGAUUGCCUAGCAGUAGAUAAUUGUUGUGCACACCUGCUUGGCUUCUAGAAGUCGACUUUUCGGGAUCUCCGUAGCAAUAUCCGCCAUGUUGAUUGAAGCGAUGUCAGCGCUCUAGCAAACUGACGAAAAGUGGAGACCAGGUAAUUUUGGCCCAUGUUCACAAGAUCAGAGUAAAAUUGGCCAAGAUAAGAACACGGACAACGGCAGAAAUACACCGCCACACUGGAUUAGUACCGGACACGGAAGUAUAUUUUAUAUGUAAACUAGACGCGGAGGUCGAGGCCUUGCAGACAAAUUUUCCACUCGAGUCCUCGUUCUAGACACCGCUGUCUGCACCUUUAUCACCAAAAACAUGGCAUUCACAUUUGCCCUCCCAA
Phytophthora nicotianae INRA-310 is the source of this 5744-nucleotide messenger RNA. RefSeq lists its product as hypothetical. NCBI's taxonomy places the organism in Eukaryota, Oomycota, Peronosporomycetes, Peronosporales, Peronosporaceae. The record is from RefSeq and is a predicted model, not a curated record. Gene Ontology annotation, molecular function: protein binding. Bases 510 to 4670 code for a protein of 1386 amino acids. The transcript has 4 exons.